GAUUUGAACUAAUAUCAUUAUAGUUCGUCUCGGGCUAUUUCUGUUACUUGGAGUGACUGCGGGAGGGAAUAGUGCAUGGAGCCACGUGUUUUCGCUGGAGUUUAUUGUCGUUAAACGACCGUUUGCUGUAUUUUCAGAUGAAAAGUUGAAGAAGAAGCAUUGCAAUACUUCCUGGAGGUACCAGGAAGUACUGCAACAACUGUUUAGUCACCACUCAGAGUGGAUCGAAUGGAGGGUAAUUGUACAAGGAAGUCAUUGUGAAAGAGAAAAUGAGCACCAUUCCUCUCUCUCGCUCCGAGGUGUUCGGGGAACUGAGGAAGGAGCUGCAGAGCGAUCAUGAGUUCCGACAUUUCGACGCUCAUAUUUUCAUCAUCAUGGGAGCCUCGGGUGAUCUGGCCAAGAAGAAAAUCUACCCAACUCUGUGGUGGUUGUUCAGAGAUGGUCUCCUCCCAGAGAAAACCUUUUUUAUUGGCUUCGCUCGCUCUCACCUGACAGUUGAUGCGAUCAGGACUUCCUGCAUGCCGUACCUCAAGGUGGCCGACUCUGAAGCAGAUCGCUUGUCAGUCUUCUUCAGCAGAAACUCGUACAUAAGUGGAAAAUACACAGACGACGAUUCCUUCUCCAAUCUCAACGAACACAUCCUCAGUCUGCCCGGAGGAUCCGAGGCAAACCGGCUCUUCUACUUGGCCCUGCCGCCCACGGUCUACCACAGCGUUACCAAGAACAUAAAGCACCACUGUAUGAGCGAAAAAGGCUGGACCAGAGUCAUUGUCGAGAAGCCGUUCGGGCACGACCUUCAGAGCUCUGAAGAACUGUCCGCUCACCUCUCGUCUCUCUUCAGUGAAGACCAGAUCUACCGUAUAGAUCACUAUCUUGGCAAAGAAAUGGUGCAGAACCUUAUGGUGCUGAGAUUCGGAAACCGCAUCUUUGGACCAAUCUGGAAUCGGGACAGCGUCGCCUGCGUGGUGCUGACGUUUAAAGAACCGUUUGGCACUCAGGGACGAGGAGGCUACUUUGACGACUUUGGAAUCAUCCGAGAUGUCAUGCAGAACCACUUGCUCCAGUUGCUGUCGCUGGUCGCCAUGGAGAAACCGGCCUCCACCAGCUCUGACGACGUCAGGGACGAAAAGGUGAAAGUGCUGAAAUGCAUCAAUCCAGUGUUAAUGUCCGAUGUGGUUUUGGGUCAGUAUGUGGGUGACCCGGAGGGGGAAGGAGACGCCAAAUUGGGUUACCUCGAUGAUCCCACAGUCCCCAAAGGAUCCACUCAGUCUACGUUUGCCACAGCAGUGCUCUACGUGCACAACGAGCGCUGGGACGGCGUUCCUUUCAUCCUUCGCUGCGGAAAAGCUCUGAAUGAGAGGAAGGCGGAGGUGCGGCUGCAAUUCACAGACGUCCCCGGGGACAUUUUUGGAAAUCAGUGUCGCCGGAAUGAGCUGGUGGUCCGCGUGCAACCCAAUGAGGCGGUCUACGCCAAGAUGAUGAGCAAGAAACCCGGCGUGUACUUCUGCCCCGAGGAGACGGAGCUGGACCUCACCUACAAGAGCAGAUAUAAGGAUGUGAAGCUACCAGAUGCCUAUGAACGUCUAAUUCUGGAUGUGUUCUGCGGGAGUCAGAUGCACUUUGUUCGCAGUGAUGAGCUAAAAGAAGCCUGGAGGAUAUUUACUCCGCUCCUUCACCAAAUAGACAAAGAGAAGCCGCAGCCUAUUCCUUACAAAUACGGAAGCCGGGGCCCAGCAGAAGCAGACGACCUCGUAAAGAGAGUCGGAUUCCGCUACGAAGGCACUUAUGUGUGGGUGAACCCCAACAAACUUUGAGCUUUGCCGAGCAAAGGGUGGAAUCGGGUAGGUAGAAUAGUUUGAGGGGUGCUGCACGGUUGGCGAGACACUCGACAUCCCCGAUCCGCUUUUACAGAGUGACACAUUCCACUCCGUGGCUCCGGUGAUGAUUUCUCAGGUUUAUUUCUCAGAGCCAAUUUGUCACGUCGUCAAAGAGUGAUGAAUCUAACCCACCUUCAUGACUUAAUCCCACUUUGUGGUUGGUUGUGAUGCUUUUUUUUUUUUUUUUUUUUUUUUUUUUUUUUUUUUUUUUUUUUUAAUACUAGUAGCGACAUUACUUGUGGGGAACAGUGAACUUCAUGUGGGAACAAAAAAAGCCGAAUGUUUGUUUUUUUUUUUU
Molecule: messenger RNA, 2175 nt
Organism: Syngnathoides biaculeatus (alligator pipefish)
Lineage: Eukaryota; Metazoa; Chordata; Actinopteri; Syngnathiformes; Syngnathidae
Gene: g6pd
Product: glucose-6-phosphate dehydrogenase
Exons: 13
Coding region: 270-1814 (514 amino acids)
Biological process (GO): pentose-phosphate shunt, oxidative branch; glucose metabolic process
Cellular component (GO): cytosol
Molecular function (GO): NADP binding; glucose-6-phosphate dehydrogenase activity
Source: RefSeq, a predicted model, not a curated record